Anguilla rostrata (American eel) is the source of this 3507-nucleotide messenger RNA. It is a transcript of the gene asmtl, whose product is annotated as acetylserotonin O-methyltransferase-like. Lineage: Eukaryota; Metazoa; Chordata; Actinopteri; Anguilliformes; Anguillidae. The transcript has 14 exons. Gene Ontology annotation, molecular function: O-methyltransferase activity; nucleoside triphosphate diphosphatase activity. Bases 232 to 2073 code for a protein of 613 amino acids. The record is from RefSeq and is a predicted model, not a curated record.
UGCCAUAGACUGUAGAAAAAAUAAACCCGAGUGCACAUUUUCAUCUUGCCAUAUUCACCACCAUCUUCGCUCUAGUCUCUCCCUGAGAUUCACUUCCUGUCCCGCUCUGUCCGUAAUGCGUCUGUGCAGACAUUCUUCGUCCUGUUCACAGAACAUUUUCAGCUAACUUUUCCCCACUAAAUUCUUGAGCAGGCUUCGUAAAUAUCAGAAGGAGAGAGGAAAACAAACACUAUGGUGCUGAAUCCUGUCAUUUCCAAGUUGACUGGCAAGCUGGUAGUACUGGCGAGUGCUUCUCCCAGGAGGCGGGAAAUCCUGACCAAUGUGGGCUUGAAGUUUGAGGUCGUCCCAUCUUGGUUUAAAGAGACCCUGGACAAGGCAUUGUUCAAACACCCUCAUGAGUAUGCAGUGGAGACAGCCAGGCAGAAAGCUCUGGAGGUGGCCAAGAGGAUGCCCUGUAAACACCUAAAAACCCCAGACAUUGUGAUUGGAGCAGACACUGUAGUGACAGUGGACGGAUUAAUCUUGGAGAAGCCAGUUGACAAGCAGGACGCCUACAAUAUGCUUUCCAGGCUGAGCGGUAAAGAGCACAGUGUAUUCACUGGGGUGGCUAUUGCCCUCUGCCAGGAACCGGAAGGUAGGGAAGUUGAAUACAGAGUCUAUGAUUUUUAUGAAGAGACCAAGGUAAAGUUUGCUGAUCUGUCUGAAGAGAUGCUCUGGGAAUAUAUUCACAGUGGGGAACCAAUGGACAAAGCCGGGGGCUACGGGAUCCAGGCCCUGGGGGGCAUGCUGGUGGAGUAUGUGCAGGGAGACUUUCUCAACGUGGUGGGCUUCCCGCUGAAUCACUUCUGCAAGAGACUGGGGCAGAUAUACGACCGGCCUUCUGAACCCCUGGGGUGGAGCAAACUGACAGAAUGUGCAGAGAACCGGAAAACUGUGGGAGGCCCCAGCGAGGGCUGUGAAGGCGCAGUACCAGGCUCGGCCAGCGGGGGUGCUGCACACAAGCCAAACUUCGCUGGGCCACAUGGCGGGGAUGACCGUAACCCUAACUUUCCGCACAAGAUUGUUGAGCUAAUGGAUGGAUUCAAGGCUUCUAAGUGUUUGUUUGUAGCUUCGAAGCUGAAAGUGUUUGACCUCCUGACCUCUGCGGAGGGCGUGAGCGCUGCAGAGGUUUCUGGGAAAAUCCAAGCCCCUGAGAAGGCUGCUGAGCGGCUGCUGGAUGCCUUGGUCUCGCUGGACCUCCUGACCAAGAUCAAGCGUGGAGAGACCACAGGUAAGACCACAGGCGAGACCGCAGCCUACAGGAACGCGGACGCGGUGAGCCGGUACCUGGUGUCCACCGGGGAGCGGUCGCUGCACGGGUACAUCCUGUACUGCAACGAGGACCUCUGGCCCCUGUGCACCCAGCUGGAGCUCGCCGUGCUGGAGGGGGGCCGCCAGUUUGGGAAGAGGCCCAAAGUCGCUUUUCAGGAUGACCAUUACAGCGAUAAGGACAGGAGGCUGAGAUUCAUGAAGGGCAUGCACAGUAUCGCCAUGGUGACGGGAGGCGACGUGGCGACGGCCUUUGAUCUCUCUGGCUUUAAAACAGCGUGUGACCUGGGAGGGUGCACUGGGGCCAUGGCCUACGAGUUCACCAGAGCGCAUCCUGGAUUGUCGGUAACAGUCUUUGACCUGCCUGCGGUUGCCGAAAUGAGCGGAGAGUUCUGCCCCAAACACCAGGACACCAGCAGGGUCACGUUCGUAGCCGGGGACUUCAUUACAGACGAUCUUCCCAAAGCAGAUCUGUAUAUCCUGGCAAGAAUUCUACACGACCUCUCCGAUGAGAACGUAGACCUGCUGUUGAGUAAAUUGUCAACAGUAUGUUCUCCAGGCUGUGGACUGCUGGUGUCUGAGAUCUUCCUGGACGACCAGAGGAGUCGUCCAAGCAGAGCGCUGCUCCAGGCUCUCAGUAUGACCGCGGGGAGACAGAGGAGUGCGGCUGAGUACCUCCUCCUGAUGAACAAGCACGGCUUCUCCCAAGCACGCGUCAGACACACGCACAACUUCCUCGACGCUCUCCUUUGCAUAAGAGAAUGACUUUUUUUGUUUGACGUGCCUGCCAAUUUGUUUGUUUUGUUUUUUUUGAUGGCAUCCACAUCUGGAUUCACAUACUGUCGGUCCCUUUGUGAUUUAUAUGAUCUGCAUCAUUUUAAAGCCAUCCCUGUCAAAGCCUAAUAUAAUGUUGAAAUAAUAAUGUCGUCAACAUUGCUGCUGUGUUGUAGGGACGUUGUGAGGACACUGAUGCAUUAACUGGAAAGCAUCAACUCUGUGGCUCUUUUCCAAGUACGCAGAUGUUGAGGGCAUUAUUAUGAUGUGUGGCAUUAUUUCACUAAAAUCUGUAGGUGGGCUGUCCACUAAACCAGAGGUAACCUGAAAAAGGUUGCUAAUGUAUUAAUGAUUCCAUGAAUUAAAUAUUUAGACUUUCGAUUAAAGUGUGAAAACCAUGUCAGGUUUACACAUUCUUGUUAAUAUUGUAAUCGCCCAUAUUUAUAUAUUAAUAUGAUUCCAAGUUGCCAUAUUUCUGAUAUAGAUGAUGUAAUGGCAUUGUGUUAAAUAGCCACUACAAUGCUGCUUGUACUGUGAACCGUUAACCAUUUUAUUGAUGUUUUCAACCACAGGAUGCUAAUUUUUUUUUUUUAAAUAAUUAAAAUCACAUCCGAAAUCCCACCCAAAUUUGGAAUGUCCAGUUCACAAACUAUGUACAAGCGUGCUCAUUAGCACCAACUCCUGCUGGCUCGGUGGAGCAAAGACAACUCGCGGUUCCCCUCCGAAACACACGGUGCCAGCCAGCUGCUUCUUUUCACACCGCAGCCACAAGCUACACACACAGAGUGGGGGCGGAGGAGACCCAAUCAUACCUGUGCCCAGAGAGGAAGCCACGGCCACCAGGAUGACCACCAAGGGGUUGCUUGAGCAACGAACACUGCUAUCCCCGCUGCCUGAAUCCCUCCCCCUAUAUCCCUUUUUAUGAUGUCCCUGCAGGGCUGUCGGCCAUUCGACGAUGUCCUAGGUCGGAUUCGAUCCGACGUGGAUCCGUACCUACUCGUGCGUGCACUGCAAGCGGUGCUUUUACCGAGUGAACUACCCAGCAGCCCGCGACCCAAUGCUAAUUCUACAGGGGUGUUUUGCGCAGAUAAAGGUUUGGGAACACCCCCUGCACCCCUGCAGGCUAAUCCAUUAGUGUCCAUUAGAACCUAUUUUGUCUGACAGUGUGAGCUGUGCUCUGGGCAAAGACACCGGAUAAGAGGAGGGCAGGGCCAAGCAGAGGGCUGUGAAUAUGCCUGUGCAGAUGUGGGGGGAAUAGUGGAACCUGCUGCAAGUGCACAGAUCUGCAGAUGUGCACAUCUGUCACUCCAGAAACUUUCUUACUGCCAUUUUAGCUAUCAAAGUUUAGUCUAAACAGUGUUUCCCCCCCUUUCUGAUUGUCAUUUUAAGCAAAGUGGACAAUAAAGUUGAAUUGGCUGAAUCCAA